GUACAUCGACGCCAGCGCUGGCUCUAGGCAAUCCCGGGUGUCAUGUGGUGUAUUCUCUCCCUCUCUCUCCCUCUCGCUUUCUUCUUGAAACCAUCGACCGCAAAAUAGAAAACCUCUUUCUCUUUCCCAAUCAAGAAUUUCUGCAUCUCUUUGAAUCCUGUAGAAACUUCAUCAUUCAUUAUACCUCUUCUUUAGGGUUUUCAUUUUAGGAAUAUGUUUAAGGUUUCAUUUUCUAUUUGUUUUUUGCUCUUUAAGAAAACAAAUCACUCACACUCUCUGCAAGUAACAGCCAUGGGACCUCGAAUCAGAGGUUGGACUGGUCGAUUAUGAUUCUCAAGUUCCAAUUGGUGCUACUCCAGCUCCAGACUGGUUACUAAAUGGAAUUGUUUAUGCAAAUGGGAUAAAGGAAUCUAGACUCAAGUCAUGUACCGCAAAUUUGCAACGGAUGGGAGGGACUAAACUAUUGUCUACGUGGGAAGGAGCAACUGAUUCUUGCAGCUAUCAGAAUGGUUGAUGCUAGUUCCAAACCUGGCGGAUACAUAGUUUACUCAACUUGCUCUAUAACGAUUCCGAAGAAUGAAGCGAUUAUAGAUUGUGCUCUCAAGAAGAGGGAUGAACAAUUCGUGCCAUGUGGGCAAGAUUUUGGACGCCCUGCCCCUGGAUUUACUCGCUUUAGAAAGCACCGGUUUCACUCUUCAUUGGACAACACUAGGCGUUUUUACCCUCAUGUUCCAAGCGUGGAUGGUUUUUUCAUGGCCAAGGUUGGAUUGGUCGUAUAUGAUUCUCAAAUUCCAGUUGGUGUUACUCCAAAAUACAUGGCUGGUGAUUUGCAACUAGACAUCUGCAAGGUGCAAGCAGCAAGCUCCAUUUUACCUGCUACGUCCCUUGCUCCUCGAGAUAAUGAAAGGGUGGUAGAUAUGGCGGCUGCACCUGGUGGUAAGACAACCUAUAUUGCAACUCAUAUGAAGAACUGUGGAAUUAUUUAUGCAAUGAGAUAAAGAAAUCUAGACUCAAGUCACUUACUGCAAAUUUGCAAUGGAUGGGAGUGAUUAACACUAUUCUCUAUAGCUACGGUGGGAAGAAGAGAUAUACAAAGUUUGUCUGCAAGAGGUUCAUUGAUUUCAUUGCACUGCUGAGUUGAUAUUUUGUUGCUCAAAUGAAGCUUGGAAGUUGGAGCAGAGAAAGGAGGAGGAGAAGAAGUCCCUGACAAUGCUCGGAGAGGAUGGGGACAUCGACACUGGAGUAGGUUCAAGACCUAAAACUUUUGGUCUCUUUCCUAGUGGUUCUUUGAAUAGCAAAACUAACAGUUGGUCUACUCGCUUAGACAUUGAUGUGUAAGAUGAUCAGAGACUGAACUAGCUAAUUUCAGAAUGAAUUGUUACUCCUUUUAGAGUCUCCUAGUAGUUUUCUAUAGGUCUUAAAUUUGGUAAUUUUUCUAGACCCAUAAAAAGAAUCAUAGGGCUAUUUAACCAAUUUAUUGUAUUUUUAAUGAA
Papaver somniferum (opium poppy) is the source of this 1493-nucleotide messenger RNA. Its product is annotated as 25S rRNA (cytosine-C(5))-methyltransferase nop2-like. The record is from RefSeq and is a predicted model, not a curated record. Gene Ontology annotation, molecular function: rRNA (cytosine-C5-)-methyltransferase activity. NCBI's taxonomy places the organism in Eukaryota, Viridiplantae, Streptophyta, Magnoliopsida, Ranunculales, Papaveraceae. The coding region runs from base 507 to 998 and encodes 163 amino acids. Gene Ontology annotation, cellular component: nucleolus. The transcript is spliced from 11 exons. Gene Ontology annotation, biological process: maturation of LSU-rRNA; rRNA base methylation.